AUUCAAAAAUGGCGCGGUUGAUUAAUGUUGUGACAUUGUUGUUGUUAUUAUUCAGAAAUCGUUGUAUUUUAUCCAGUUAAAUGUGUUGUCGUUGAUAUUAUAACUUCUCGAAGUUAUCCAGAAAGUUCCAAAGCAGGGAGAGCUUGUAUAAAGAUGGAAUUUGAACAAUAUUUUCAAGAACUCCAAACGUGCGACGACAACUUGGCAGAUGAGGCAGAAUGCAACUACUUCGAUCUGAUCUGCUCAAAAUCUCAACAAUCCAUGCUUAGUUUCAAUGGUGCACAUAUACUGCCUCCUAUUCUUUCAGAAUCAGACAGACAAGCAAUGCGGGAGUUCAGGCGAAAAGCAGUCAAUUUAGAACGUAAAUUGUUUGAAUCAAGAAGAGAAAAAUAUUCUCACCUCCUGCUACAAGUCAUGGAACUGACAGAUAAUUGRCAGGCUUUGAAAGGGAGUGGAAGUAAUGUUGACAAAGUUGAAGCAGUUGAACAUUGGUCACCUACAACUCAGUCAUCACCAGAAAACUUACCAGUUGCAUCAUCAACAGGAAGCAAAACAGCCCAUGAAACAGUAAAAGAAUAUUUGGAAAUAAAACAAGCAAAGGAAAAUAGAAAUGAAGAGAAAAACAACCAAACUCACGAAAAGAAUAAAUUUAAAGACUAUAAAACUAAUGAUGAUGAUGCAAUGCAUUCAUUGAUUUAUCAGAAACCUAAAAUACACAAUUCAUCAUCUUAUCAUACUCAAAAUAUUGCCAAGAGCUUCAACUCUUCUCUCCAUAGUAAUACACCAAWAGAUUCAAGUAGAWGUGAAUCAGUUCAGAMUUCAAGGAYUAGUGCUUUGAUGGGUGGAAGUGURGGAUCUUCCAGUAGUACUCUGAAAGCAUCUUAUGAAAGUACAACUCCUGGUGAAGGAAUUAAUAGUAGGCAUGAUCUCUAUAGUCCAGCGGAUUCURUGGCAUCAACYGUUUUAUCUAUGGCAUUUACAGAUUCCAGUUUUGUUUCCCAGCAUUCUGUGCUGGAACAACCAUCAAAGUCUGCACAACGUCAGUUGAAUAUGGACCAGGCCAACCAUARACUUUAUGAAUCAUARCARCAUAAAGCUAACCCACUAACAAGCACUCCAACAGAUGUCCAUCAGCGCCAACAAAAGCAAAGACCAGCGACUAAGAAGAUUAACGCACCAACCAGCAGAACUAACACCUCAGGACGUGUGUAUACAAAYGCUGAUGCAGAACAAGACAAAGCUUUGGAAAAACUAGAAAUUAUGAAAAGAAAACUACUGCAGGAAAAGGAAAAACAAAUGCUUGUUCUAAAACAACAGGAAUUAGCGAGACUUCGCAAAGGAAAAGAUAGAUCACAAUUGGGACAUUAUCCAGAAGYGACAUCUGAGAUGGGUUCCCAGGGACACUUUUCAUCACGGCCUAAUACUAGUGAUAUGUACUCUAUUCCUGAGCAAAGCUUUGAAAAUUCAUCUUCGUUCAGACGAGAUGARCAUAAUGAAGUUGAAUCUGCAUCAGACAAAGAAAAUAAUGUUUACAAAGAGGAUAUGGARAAUUUACAACAUAAUGAUUACAAUGCAAAUCAUUUUGAACAAAAAAUACCUUACAAAAAUGAAGUUUAUGAUCUGCAAGAAAGGUUUUCAGGAGAAAUUGAUUCUAGGCCUAUAUCUGUGCAGUCUAAACAAAAUAUCAGUAAAGYAGACCGUAGGAAAUCAAGUCUUUAUGUCAGACAAGAGUUUCAAAAACAAUUUGAGAUUGAAGUGAAUAAGGAAAAUAAUGGGAAAGAUAAGUUCUGUAUURUGUCAGCAUAUGCCAAAGGCUUCAUGACCAGACGUCUCUUAAAAACAGAAAAAAUACAAACAAUUGCAAAGACCAUCAAGGACACAAGUGAAUUCUUAUUGGAUAUUUCUAAAGAAGGAACAACCUCUUAUCAGGAUAAAUCUUUACAGGAGAGAGUUCAAGCUCAGUUAUUUGCAGCCAAGUCCAAGCUGUAUGAUAUUUUCUUCACUGUUCCAGUGUAUGAAAGGAUGGCAUUCAUAUCUCAUUCCAGAAAUGCAGCUAAAGAAAGAGAGGACAGAAUGACUGCCAAAAAAACAGAAACCAAAAAGUUGACAAGAAAAUUAUCUGCUGCAACCAUGAAGGCCAUGCAACGAAGGCAAWGUGAAACUAGCUCAUCUUCUGAUGUAAAGAAAACUUCACCAUCCAGRCAGCUUGGUAAAAGAAAUAUGGACACCAGGGCUCUUAAGCCAGUGCAAAGUACCAAGUCACCCCAAGCUACUUUAAGGUCUCAAGUGAAAAGACGAUCCCUUGCUUCUCCUCUAGCACGGCGCAGUAUUGGCAAAAAGGUGACCAYCAAUCGUCCAGCUACAGCCUUAGCAACCAAAGUACCCUCUAAUAGAAAAUCCAUCGGUCGUUCAAGUACAGAAGCUGAUAGAUCAAUGCGACAGCCUAGAACGAGUCUCGACAACCGACCACUKUCUUCCAAACGUAGCAAAUCCGCCGCGGAAACCAGCGGCAGCAAUUCAAAAUUACCCGUGAAGAAACAUGGAAAUGGAGGUUUGACUUACAGAGUUUCUAAAGAAGAUWCGGAUAAUGAUAGACCCAAAAGCCGACCAUCUACUGCACCAUUCAAUGGCCCAUCUCARCCACCAAGCAAAAGGCAAACUGAAACUAGACCAAAGAGUACUAUGAGUACAAGAAGAGUUACUCGGGCAAUGGCUGCGCAGUUUAAUAAAC
Molecule: messenger RNA, 2731 nt
Organism: Exaiptasia diaphana
Lineage: Eukaryota; Metazoa; Cnidaria; Anthozoa; Actiniaria; Aiptasiidae
Biological process (GO): centrosome duplication; regulation of cytokinesis; centriole replication
Cellular component (GO): centriole
Source: RefSeq, a predicted model, not a curated record